Molecule: messenger RNA, 2582 nt
Organism: Strongylocentrotus purpuratus (purple sea urchin)
Lineage: Eukaryota; Metazoa; Echinodermata; Echinoidea; Camarodonta; Strongylocentrotidae
Product: serine/threonine-protein kinase WNK3
Exons: 7
Coding region: 849-2567 (572 amino acids)
Biological process (GO): monoatomic ion homeostasis; positive regulation of potassium ion import across plasma membrane; intracellular signal transduction
Cellular component (GO): cytoplasm
Molecular function (GO): ATP binding; chloride channel inhibitor activity; potassium channel inhibitor activity
Source: RefSeq, a predicted model, not a curated record
GAAUCGGUAUCGAAUAUGUAAUAAGUAUAGGGAAAAUGGAGGGCCUACGCAAAACAUGACCGAAGUGUGUCCACAAGGCAAGGGGUUGUAAGCAACGUUGGUGUACCCCACUUUGCAUGAAUUGCCUUGAGUUUCAAUAGGACAGCCAUUUCAUAAUAAUUCAGGAAAUUCGGAACUUCUGGAUCACUUACUGGGCAAUGGAUAUGGAAGUGUGACUUUACACCAACUUGUUUCAUUGAACAUGUCGAAUGGAUGCAACCCACACAAGAAAGACAUCGCGUAGAGAAGCAAUGCAAAUUAUGCAUUGAAGAUGGGAAGGUUUUGCACAGACCACGCAAGUGAUUAAACUUCAGAAGCGAAUCGGAACGAAAAUCAUACCAAGAAAAUAACUUAAGAUCUACUAAAGACGGAGAAUCAGUUCUCACUCCACAAAGUGUCGAGUGAAUGACUGAGGGCUCCCAGGCUUGACUUGACCAGCUCUUACCAACUAACACAGUAGACCUGUAGUACUUGUAGAUUGUUCAGCCACCUAUCCUGCAAUGCAAGGGAAGUGGACAACAAUUUUUCAUCAUGGAGGAAUACACAAUGGAAAUACCAAUUGAACAGUGUGCUGCAUCUGGCAGCAAGCCAAUUUGCUACUUGUGCAAGUGUGCAAUAGGCAGUGAAAGGGGUAUCAUUUGGAACACUAUAGUGUCCAGGUAGUCCAUAAAACUGGAUUUUUAUCCAGUUUUUGUACCUAAAGCCUAGGCUAGCUCACAUUUGAUUCUCUCAAGUGAGUAACUUUGUCCUGAGCCCUGCUUGGGACUAAUGUAACGGUUGUGUUUGGGUGAACUUAGUUACCAAUCACAAUGAGUAAGUCAGAGAGCCACAACAGCGGCAGCUCGCUGUCAAACGGAGUUGCGUCGUUGGAGGAAAGAGACACGGACGUCCCACUAAAGAGUCAUAGCAGUGAGAGUGUGACUAAGCAAGGCAGCAAAGGCAAGUCUGGUGACACACAGACAGAGGAGGCAGAAGCUGCCGAUGCGAGUCACUCGGGUGUAAAUGGCGAGUCCAGUAUGGGAAACAGCGUCGUGAUUUCUAAUCGCAGAUCUCCUAACUUUUCUGAUACUGAUGUGAAUGUUGAGUCCUUCCACAACGACAAGGUUACAGAAAACUCUGAAAGUGCAGCUGAUACAAAACACACAGUAAUCAGUGAUGAAAGUAGCACCACUGGAUAUAGCAGUAGAUUAGAUAGCAUCGGUGAUAAAGAACUAUUAAAAGAAAAAGUGCCUGAUACAUCUGUUCACUUAGCAAAUUCACAUCCAAAUGGAACUGCUCUGAAGAGCGCCAGAAAAGACAGUAAUAUGAAGCCAGAAAGGGGUAGAAUAGCUUCCGGAAAUGGAAAGAAACAAAAGUCAGUUGUAAUUAUGGCUCCUGUAAAGGAUAUCACUGAAAAUGGUCACAUAGAGGUACACAAAGAAGAGAAGGUUGAGCCUUUACAGAUACAUGAAAUGCAUGAUUCUGAAAGACGUCUCCUAAUAGAAACUGAGGAAGCAGAACCAGAAGCAGUGGAAGAAAAAGCCAUUGCUAAGUCUGCUGAUGGCCGCUUCAUGAAGUAUGAUGUAGCAGUAGGACAAGGUUCCUUCAAGACUGUGUUCAGAGGGUUGGAUACAGAGACUGGAGUUGCAGUGGCAUGGUGUGAAUUGCAGGAGCGCAAGCUGAGUCGUUCUGAGCGGCAGAGAUUCAAAGAAGAGGCCGAGAUGCUGAAGGGACUCAGUCAUCCAAAUAUUGUUAGCUUCUAUGACUACUGGGAAGAAGUCAGCCCCAGAGGAAAGAAACAUAUAGUACUUGUCACCGAACUUAUGACAUCUGGAACCUUGAAAACAUAUCUCAAACGCUUCAAGGGCGUGAAGAACCGUGUGCUGCGAAGCUGGUGCCGUCAGAUCCUGAAGGGCCUGCACUUCCUCCAUACAAGACAACCUCCCAUCAUACACCGUGAUCUCAAAUGUGACAACAUCUUCAUCACAGGCACUUCUGGUGCUGUCAAGAUUGGUGAUCUGGGUCUGGCCACCCUCAAAAAGAGCUCCUUUGCCAAAAGUGUAAUAGGUACACCCGAGUUUAUGGCUCCGGAGAUGUACGAGGAGCACUAUGACGAGGCUGUCGAUGUGUAUGCGUUUGGCAUGUGCUUGCUGGAGAUGGCCACAUCCGAGUAUCCGUACGCAGAGUGCUCCAAUGCUGCACAGAUCUACCGAAGAGUUACCACGGGAGUGAAACCACAAAGCUUUGAAAAAGUCAAUGACAACAAGAUCAAAGAAAUCAUUGAUGGCUGCACCAAAACAAACAACACAGAGAGGUAUCUUAUCCAGGAGCUUCUGAAGCACACAUUCUUUGAGGAUACUGCUUUCCGCGUGGACAUCGUCCAUGAUGACAACAAAGAUCAGAUACAGCUCCAGCUGCGUGUGGAAGACCCCAAGAAGAGAAGAGAGAGGCACAGAGACAAUGAAGCUCUCCAGUUUGAGAUUGAUUUGAAUAAAGAUGAACCUGACCAAGUUGCUAAAGAAAUGGUAAUUAAAUUCCUCUUUUCAUAAUUUUGGGCAGUGUAA